AGAAAAUAAAACUAUAGGAUAUAUUAUAUUUGAUACAAUAUAUAUAUAUAAAAACUAUAGGUUAUGUGUUAUAUUUGAUAUAACAUAUAGUGUGUGUAUAUAUAUACUUAUAGUCAUUCUUCUUGUUAUUCUGUUUCAUACUUCUCUUUUUUAGUGUAUUCAUUUUACUAUCCUUCGAUUUCAAUAGACAUCAUGACAAAGAGUGUUGAACUGUUUUAUUGGUUUCUUUUGUGUCCUUGUGUUGUUGGGCUUUACUGAGUACAGGGAAGUAGAUACUUAACAUAUUCCAACUCUCAUAUGCUAAAUAUACUUGUUGGCACGAGAAACUCAUGUGCGUUUGUUGUCGCCACAGACCAUUUGUGGGCUAUAUGUUGGCCCACUUCUCCUAAUCAUCCUUUGAACUGACUCAUGUGAGAGUUACUCACACUAGUGUGGUUCUGAGCUUACCACAUUCCAAUGCGUAAGUCAAUACAAGGAGUGUAUUAUUCAGCUAAGUACAGAGAGUAGAGAGUAAAGUUAGAAUUCUCAUUUGGAGUUUACUUGUUUCCUCUCUUCGGGAAUCUAGCUAUUUAUAAUGUCUUUCCUCUAACUCUCACUUAGGUCUAACAUCAGCAAAGCAUCAAAACGAGUUGAACUCAAUUAUUUCUCGAUUUAGAUAUUCCUUUACUCUGUUGGUUGGCCUGGAACUCGAAAUUUCCAAAUUUUCCUUUUUGGGAUGCUCGUUUCCCAUGUUGCCUCCAAUUUUCUUUGAGCUUAGACCCAUGAGGUUUUAGACUUUGCCUAUGGCAACCCUAACAAUAUUUAUUCAAGACAGCUCUAAAGGUAUGGAUCUCAUCAAGGAAUGGCCAAAAAUUCCAAAACUUAAACUCCCAAGUCUAACAGCCCAUACUUUUUGCAGUGAAAUUCAAAUUUCUAGGUAAAGAAGAAGCAAUUUGGCCUUAAAAAAGGUACAACUUUCAACAUAAUUCCACCUGUUGAUUUCUUGGGAAUCGCCCUCACUUUUGUACUUCACUCGAGUUCUUUUGAUAUAAUUCAUCAAGUGCUCUAGUAGAAGCUUGGUAGUUAGAAGGCAUGUGAAGCCAACCAGAAACCUUCUCUUUUGCCAUCUCUUUUUUGAAAAAAGCUUUAAAAUCCUUCCUUUUAUCAUAAUCAAAAGAUCCCCCCAUGCCACAAAUGUGCAUAUCUCAAUAACCAUUCUUUAAUUGUAACUGAAAGACUUGGCAAAAUCAGUAUCACUCAGUCGCCAUAGAUGCACUGAACAGUUCAUCCUCACUCCAAAAAAAGGAAAAGCUUUUCAUUUUCAUGAUUCCCUCAAAAGGAAAUUAUUAGAGGUCUACUCAAGCAUCAUCAUUACUUUCCCCCAAUUCCUGUUCCCCCUCUGUUUUAUCCCUUCUUUCCAAUAACCACAACUUGAAACAUUCUAAAUGCAAAAAAAGAAACAAGACCCACUUUGCCAAUUGUGCAUAAAUGAUUAUUUUGGCCUCCAAAUUCCCUUCAAAGCAGUGAGAAUGAAAGCAGGAGGCUCAAGCCAUCAGCAUCAGCAAGAACAGAGAGCAUACAGAGCCUUGUGCUGUGGAUGCACUUGCAACUGCAGAUUGAGUUUUUCUUCUUCAGAAGAAACAGAAAGCUUCAGCUCUGAGCGAUUCCCAUCAGUUUCCAGCAUCGCCCACGCCAUGGUUCAGGAGAAACUCGAUCAAAUGAUAAGGGAAAAACGAGAGAUAAGAAAUGGUAAAGAAAGAAAGAAACAGAGAAGUGAAGAUACCAAAUUUGUUGUAAUGGUGGCUAUGGAGAAAUGCUCUGAUGACCCUAAAGAAGACUUUAGAGUUUCAAUGACGGAAAUGAUUUUGGCUAAUCGAAUUGAGAAGCCAAAGGAUCUACGUAACCUCUUGAACUAUUAUAUCUCCAUGAACUCAGAUGAAUGUCAUGGUGUUAUUCUCGAGGUAUUUCAUGAGGUUUGUAGCAAAUUGUUUUUGGCUUGUGAACGCUAUUGGUAGAGAAAUUUACUAAUUUAGCAUUCUUUUUCACAUGUUUAAUCUUGCUUUUCUUUAAAUUUCCAAAAAGAAGGCAAGAAUUUCAGAGACUACAGAAUUUUGAAAAGUAAAAUGGUCUUUGAUAGGGAAAAUGGA
Molecule: messenger RNA, 2126 nt
Organism: Benincasa hispida (wax gourd)
Lineage: Eukaryota; Viridiplantae; Streptophyta; Magnoliopsida; Cucurbitales; Cucurbitaceae
Product: transcription repressor
Biological process (GO): negative regulation of DNA-templated transcription
Source: RefSeq, a predicted model, not a curated record